AUGAAUACGAAAAACAAAAGAAGUAUCAGCAGUAUAAAGAAAAAUAGACCAGCCAUAUACAAGUUAAUACUCUUUUUCUAUAUAUACGCAUACACUACGGCUACAUUAGAUGAUAUAACCCGAAUGAACCCAGAUAAUAAUGACCAGAUGGAGACUUCAAAAAACCAAAAUAAUUUUGAAAGAAACCCUUCACUGGAUACUUCUUUAAAAAGCACUUCUGAACAGAAUAGCACUGAAUUCUCAAAUUCAGAUCAACAAUCAUACGAGUGGGAUUAUCCUUUCAAUGGACUUUUUGUAUUACAGGAAGAUAAUACAGAACUAGUUGGUUUAAAUCCAUUAUUAAAGAAUGAGCUUAAUUUAAAAUUAGAAAACAUAUUCAAACAGUUAGACUUGUUGAAUGGAGAUAUCCAGAAGGAGUAUUUUAAGCUUUUUGAGAUUAGAAAGAAAAUAGAAAGACUAUAUAAGCUGGUAGAUGAAAGAGUAAUAGAAGAGCAAAUACUUCUUACAAAUUUAAAAAUAGCAAAAGAGAAGUACUCUAAAGGCUUUAAAGAGGAAUAA
Messenger RNA from Nematocida ausubeli, 558 nucleotides. RefSeq lists its product as uncharacterized. Bases 1 to 558 code for a protein of 185 amino acids. The record is from RefSeq and is a predicted model, not a curated record. The transcript has a single exon. NCBI's taxonomy places the organism in Eukaryota, Fungi, Microsporidia.